Molecule: messenger RNA, 2226 nt
Organism: Cyprinodon variegatus (sheepshead minnow)
Lineage: Eukaryota; Metazoa; Chordata; Actinopteri; Cyprinodontiformes; Cyprinodontidae
Product: calsequestrin-1-like
Exons: 10
Coding region: 275-1111 (278 amino acids)
Biological process (GO): regulation of skeletal muscle contraction by regulation of release of sequestered calcium ion
Cellular component (GO): sarcoplasmic reticulum lumen
Molecular function (GO): calcium ion binding
Source: RefSeq, a predicted model, not a curated record
CCACUAUCCCUUCGUCUAGCUUGCAGCUCAAGUUCUGGAUGGGUUUGAAGAUGAAGAGAUCGGAUUCGGCCUGGUGGAUGAGAAGAAGGCAUCUGCUGUUGCCAAGAAGCUAGGUCUAGAUGAAGUUGAAAGCAUCUAUAUCUUUGCGGACAAUGAGAUAAUAGAGUACGAUGGAGAGCUGGCUGCAGACACCAUCGUUGAGUUCCUAUAUGAUGUGAUUGAAGACCCUGUUGAGAUCAUUGACAACGACCGAGAGCUGAAGGGUUUCUAUAACAUGGAUGAUGUCAUCAAACUGGUUGGCUACUUUAAAAGUGAAAGAUCUCCCCAUUUUAUAGAGUACGACGAUGCAGCUGAAGAGUUUCACCCUUUUGUUAAAUUCUUCGCAACAUUUGACCCCAAGAUUGCCAAAAAGCUAAAACUAAAGGUCAAUGAAGUGGAUUUCUAUGAACCAUUCAUGGAGGAUCCUGUCACCAUUCCAGGAAAGCCUUACAUUGAGUCUGAGCUUGUUGAAUACAUCGAACAGCAUGACAGACCCACUUUGAGGAAGCUUCUACCUCACAGCAUGUAUGAGAUCUGGGAAGAUGAUAUUAAUGGAGAGCACAUUGUGGCUUUUGCUGAGGAGGAUGAUCCAGAUGGUUUUGAAUUUCUUGAAAUCCUGAAGGAAGUAGCCCGCGACAACACUGAUGACCCCAACCUCAGCAUUAUUUGGAUUGACCCAGACAAUUUCCCCCUGCUGGUUCCAUACUGGGAGAGAACAUUCAGUAUUGAUCUUUCGUCUCCUCAGAUUGGUGUCGUCGAUGUAAAGGAUGCUGACAGCGUAUGGAUGGAGAUGGAUGAUCAGGAUGACAUGCCCACAGCUGAUGAAUUGGAACAGUGGAUUGAGGACGUUCUGUCAGGAAAAAUUGAUCCCGAUGAUGAUGACGAUGAAGAUGAGGAUGACGAUGAUGAAGAUGACGACGAUGAUGACGACGAAGAUGAUGAUGACGGUGAUGAGGACGAUGAUGACAACGAUGAUGACGACGAUGAUGACGGUGUUGACGACGAUGAUGACGACGAUGAAGAUGAAGACGGCGAUGAAGAUGACGAAGAUGAUGAAGAUGAUGAGGAAUAACUGUCCAUCUUUUCAGUCAUUUUGCCAUUUAUGUAGAAAAUCCAACAUAUUUUUUCAAUAUGCCAAAACAUUUUACUACAAAAAGACUUUUUGUUUACUGCAUAUCUUUCCAUGCUGGGCUGUUGCACUGACAUGAAACACUGUCAGUUCGAAUGGUUUCAGUAAAACAAGAGGUUUCUCUCACACAAGACUAGAAGGGGUCCUGUUUAAAAUAACGAUUGUAUAUGAACUUCAUAACUCAGACCUAAUAAAUAUCAAUACAUGUAAAAAUGGACAGAAACCUUAAGGGCUUCGAUUUAACAACACAGUAUUCCAAUCAUAUAAUUAUCUUAUUUUUUCUCUUACCUUGUUUUAAUGUUAUUGAGAACAAACUUGUCGCCAGACAGUCUUAAAAAAGUCAUUAAAUCAAUUAGAACAUUUGCUACUUUUCACCUUUAGUUUAAAAAGUUGAUGUUAUUGCACUACAGAGUAAUCAAAUUUGGUCAAUCAGAGGAAACCUUAUAUGUGUGAGAGUUUGUGAGUGUGAGUUAUUUGAUUCAAUUCCAAUAAGUUCUAUUUAAAAACACUCCGAGAGGAUAUUAGGUGUAGUUGUUACUUCUAUUAAAGUGAAGGCACUUUGUUGUUGUACGGCACUCUGUUUAAGGGGAUGCUGGUGGUUGGCAUAAUGGUCUUUAUUAUGGGAUUUUUUUUAAGCCUCUAGAUGAGUCCCUAUCACAGAACCAGCAAGCUAUACCUAUAUAUCUAUUUUGGGCUGCACUGAAGGAUCUAAGCUGCCCUCAGCUCAGCAGUAUGCUCACUCUUUCCCUUCUUGUAGCCGGCUUUACCGCGUCUUCAGUAAAAUAUAUUGUCCAGGUGAACAGAGAGGUAUUUUAACUCAUUCCCUAUCUCUACUUCUUCUCACAUGAUUAACAUUUAAAAGUCAAACCCUUUUUGAAUUAGAUCAUAUGCAACAACCUCCCUUAAGACUUGGGAUAAGUCACAAGAUAAAAUUAUUAAAAGCAAAUUCAAGCCUUUGGUUUUUAAAUUAGAAAGUUGUACAAAAUUGAAAAUACACAAGGAGCCUUUUAUUUAUGAGCUUUAUGUGAGUUUGGAAAUAAAUACUUUUAUGUUUUACA